GUCUAGCCAACAUACGCGGGCAACCAACACCGUUCAAUCAGAACGCGGCCAUUUUGUUCGUCGAUCUUGAUCUAUUUGCAUUUGGCUUCGAGUGGCGUCUGGUGUGUACUCCAAUUUAAAACUUGGUUCUUGGUGUUGCAAGUUGGAUCUUGCCUUCUGCACUGUUCUGCUUUGAGUGCUUUUCCUUUGCCAACUUGGCACAGCACAGAGCACAGCAUAAAAAACAUAAACCCAAAGCAGAAGCCUUUGAUUUGGGAGCAGGUUUGCUCUGAGUCUGAUCUUAACGAAAUUGGAAAUUUCAAAUAAUGGAUUUAAAAGAAGUUGAUUUUGGUUCUCAUGAAGUAAUUUACGUUACACGAGCGGAAGAAAGACCGACUGUGGCUGAAUGGCCAAACGCAGCCAUAGAAGAACUGUUGAAAUUUUUGAAGAAGCAUUACCGAUCGGAGGGAAACAAUUCAAAAUUUGGUUACAAGCGUAUUUUAUAUGAAAACUGCAGCCGUGCCUUGAGGCAGAAAGGCUUCAUUUAUGCAUCAGCGCAAUGCGAGAACAAAUGGAAAUCAUUAAAGAGAAGAUACUUGACUUGUUUGAAUCGCUCUCGUACUGGAAAAGGCAGAAAAAAAAUUCCUUACAAGAAACAGUUGUUUGACGAUGAAAUUGAAUACUUAUUGAAGUUUGAAAAACAACCACAGAUCAAAAAGGAACCUGGCGAUACUAAGCACAAGAUAAAAUUUGACGAAGACAUGGAUCAAGCUGAUGAAUUUGAGGAAAACAACAAAAAAUAUAUGGCAAAUGAUAAAAAAUUAGUUCAAAAGAAGCUAAGAGGUUCCGACGACGAAGACAAGAAAGACUUCGUUUUCACUGGAAAAGUUGAUUUGUCACAGCAAAAAAAAAAAGAAGCCUGUGCUGAAAAUCCCAAAGCCAAUAAUUUGCAUUUAAUUGGAGACCUUACUAAAGCAAUGAUAAGCAAUGUGGAAGUAAACACUGAUAUAUUGAAAAGUCAUGGUGCCUUCUGUGAACAGUUACUGGUAUGUUUAGAUAGUUUUGACAGAAAGGCGGAAGUAAAAAUUGGAGUUGAACAGAAAAUGUUGGAACAAAAGAAAAUUCAGAAUACCUUGUUGGCAAGAAUAGUCCAGAAGCUGGGAAAUAGUACCAGCAAAGGAAAUGUAUAGUUUGUUUUCGUUCCAACACAUAUAUAUUAAGGAUAUGUCUAUUGAAUUUGAUUUACUUAAUAAAAGCAGUAAUAAUUUGA
Molecule: messenger RNA, 1249 nt
Organism: Ceutorhynchus assimilis (cabbage seed weevil)
Lineage: Eukaryota; Metazoa; Arthropoda; Insecta; Coleoptera; Curculionidae
Source: the annotation of a GenBank genome assembly